This is a messenger RNA of Pseudopipra pipra, 4643 nucleotides long. It is a transcript of the gene TTC21B, whose product is annotated as tetratricopeptide repeat domain 21B. Gene Ontology annotation, molecular function: protein binding. The transcript is spliced from 29 exons. Bases 43 to 4053 code for a protein of 1336 amino acids. The record is from RefSeq and is a predicted model, not a curated record. NCBI's taxonomy places the organism in Eukaryota, Metazoa, Chordata, Aves, Passeriformes, Pipridae. Gene Ontology annotation, cellular component: intraciliary transport particle A. Gene Ontology annotation, biological process: intraciliary retrograde transport; protein localization to cilium.
UUUCCUUCCCGUGCCUCUCCCGCCCCCUUCCCGUCCGGGCCAAUGGCAGAGCGCUGCCCCCGCCCUUCCGCAGCCCCCCCGCCCUGCCGCUGGGUAGCAACCAUGGACGCCGAGGUGCAGCAGGCGCUGCUCAAUUACUACUGCCAGGAGGGGCAAUUCCAGCACGUCCGGGCCGCGGCGGACGAGGCGCUGGGGCGGCUGGGCAGCGACCCCGUGCUGCUCUUCUACCGGGCCUACGGCGCGCUUAGGGCAGGUGAUGUCCAAGAGGGUAUUCGACAGUUGGAGUCUCUUAAAAACAAACAGGAGGUGUCACUUUGUACAGUAAUGGCUCUGAUUUAUGCUCAUAAAAAGAGCCCUAAUCCAGAUCGAGACACUAUUCUAGAGUUGGAUGCAAAAUUGAAGGAGCAACGUAAAACAGCAGGACAGAAGGCUCUCUACUAUGCUGGCUUGUUUUUGUGGCAUCUUGGUCGUGAGGACAAAGCCCGGGAAUAUGUUGAUAGAAUGAUCAAAAUUUCUGGUGGUGGUAAAGAGGGGUUAAUUUUGAAAGCAUGGCUUGAUCUCACCUGUGGGAAGGAAACUCAUAUUAAAAAAGCUGUGAAAUACUUUGAUGAAGCACUGCAGGAGGGCAAUGAUGUUUUUGCACUGCUUGGUAAAGCACAGUAUUUUGAGGUGCGACAGAAUUACUCAGGAGCUCUGGAAAUUGUGAACCAGAUAAUUGCAAACUUCCCGAACUUCAUUCCUGCUUUCAUAAAGAAAAUGAAGCUACAACUAGCCUUGCAGGACUGGGAGCAGACGGUUGAAACAGCGCACAGACUAUUGCAGAAAGAUGCCCUCAAUUUAGAAGCCAUAAGAAUGGAAGCCCUGCAUUAUCUGUGCAGGGAAGGAAAUAUAACUGAGGCUUCGGCAAGACUGGGAGACCUAAUUAAAGCACUGGAUAGGUUAGAACCACAUAAUUCUCAGCUCUUCUGUAAAAUGGCUAUAGCUUUCAGUAGAACAUGUGGCCGGAACCAGCUCAUCCUUCAACAUACAAAAACCUUAGUUGAAAGAGCAUUUGAUUUGGAAUCUGACAAUGCAGAAUUUGCUACUGAACUUGGCUACCAAAUGAUUUUACAAGAGAAAGUGAAGGAAGCUUUAAAAUGGUACAAGACUGCUAUGACACUUGAUGAAACAAGUGUUUCUGCACUAACUGGAAUCAUUCGUUGUCAGUUAAUACAAGGACAAUUGGAAGACGCAGAGCAGCAGUUGGAGUUUCUUAAUGAAAUUCAACAGUCUAUUGGGAAAUCUGGGGAAUUAUCUUUCUUGCGUGCAGUCCUAGCUAUGAAAAAACAUAAGAGACAAGAAGAAGUUAUUGCCUUAUUGAAUGAUGUUCUGGAUACUCACUUUUCAUCUUUGCAUGGAUUUCCUCUUGGUGUGGAAUAUUUUGAAAAACUAAACCCUGAUUUCUUGCUAGAAAUUAUGAGAGAAUACCUUAAUUUUUGCCCAGCACAGCCUGCAAGUCCUGGUCAGUCUCCUUCACCACUUCUCAAGCACUGUGCUUCUGUUCUUGAAACUGUUGUGAAAACUGUGCCUGGUCUUCAACAAGCUGUCUUUUUAAUUGCAAAAGUGAAGUACUUGUCAGGGGAUAUUGAAGCAGCCUAUAGUAAUCUACGUUACUGUCUGGAAAGGAAUCCUUCUUAUGCAGACGCACACUUACUGAUGGCCCAGGUGUAUUUGGCUCAAAACAAUACUAAACUAUGUUCUCAGUCCUUGGAACUUUGUCUAAGUUACAAUUUUGAGGUGAGAGAACAUCCCAUUUAUCACUUAAUUAAGGCCCAAACCCAGAAGAAGAUGGGAGAAUUGUCAGAAGCUGUUAAAACCUUACAGAUGGCAAAGAACUUGCCUGGAAUGAGAAAACCUAUCGCUUCCUCAAGAACAAAAGGAAAAAGUAUUGAAAUUGAUGCAAGUGAUCGUGUGUCUGUAUUCCUAGAGUUGGUAGAAGCUCAUCGUUUGAAUGGAGAACCGCAUGAAGCUGCUAUAGUACUCCAAGAUGCCAUUAAUGAGUUUUCUGGAACUCCUGAGGAACUAAGAGUUGUGAUUGCAAAUGCAGAUCUGGCAAUUGCUCAAGGAGAUGUUGAACAUGCCUUGACUAUGCUCCGAAAUAUUACACCUGAACAGCCUUACUUUGUACAAGCUAAAGAAAAAAUGGCAGAUAUUUAUCUUCAGUAUAGGAAAAAUAAGAAGUUAUAUGCUGCCUGCUACAGUGACCUAGUAGAAAAACUGCCAAGUGCUCAUACUUUUCUUCUUCUUGGUGAUGCAUACAUGAAUAUUCAAGCGCCUGAUGAAGCCAUAGAAGUGUAUGAACAGGCCUUGAAGAAAAAUCCAAAGGAUCCAUGUCUAGCAAGUAAAAUUGGAAAAGCCCUAAUCAAAACACAUAACUACUCAAAGGCAAUCAGUUACUAUGAGGCUGCACUGAGAAGCGGUGAACAGAAUUUCCUUGGCUAUGAUUUGGCUGAGCUUUUAAUGAAACUGAAGCAGUAUGAAAAGGCAGAAAAAGUACUUCAGCAAGCUUUGGAUCAUGAGCCUGUUAAUGAAUUGUCUUCACUGAUGGAAGAUGUACAUUACCAGGUGCUUCUGGCAAAAAUUUACAGCAAAAUGGAGAAGAUUGACAGAGCUAUUGCUUCACUACAACAGGCUCGGGAAUUACAAGCCAGAGUGCUUAAACAGGCUCAAGUACAACAGCUGGAUGCAGUUCCUGCACAGAAGCAGUUAGCAGCUGAAAUUUGUGCUGAGAUUGCAAAACAUUCUACAGCCCAGCGAAACUAUGAAAAAGCAAUUAAAUUUUACAAAGAAGCCCUUGUUCACUGUGAAACCAAUAACAAGGCAAUGUUGGAACUUGCGCGUUUGUAUCUUGCACAAGAUGAUAUUGAUGCCUGUCAAUAUCAGUGUUCCUUACUGCUGAAGAAUGACCAAGAUAAUGAAGCAGCAACGAUGAUGAUGGCUGAUCUCAUGUUCAGGAAACAAGAUUAUGAACAAGCGGUUUUUCAUUUCCAACAGCUCCUAGAGCGCAAGCCAGAUAACUAUGCAACCCUCUCACGAUUAAUUGAUCUGUUAAGAAGAGCUGGAAAACUAGAAGAAGUCCCAAGAUUUCUUUUAAUGGCUGAAAAACAUUCUUCCAGAACAAAACUUGAACCAGGAUUUCACUACUGCAAAGGACUGUAUCUUUGGUAUAUAGGGGAACCAAAUGAUGCACUCCGGCAUUUUAAUAAAGCUCGAAAGGACAGUGACUGGGGACAGAAUGCAGUCUACAACAUGAUUGAAAUUUGUUUGAACCCAGAUAAUGAAACGGUGGGCGGAGAAGUCUUUGAAAAUCUGGAUGCUGACACAGGUAAUUCAACAGAGAAACAGGAGUCUGUGCAGUUGGCUGUAAGAACAGCAGGAAACCUGCUGAAGGAGCUCAAGCCUCAAACCAUUCAGGGUCACAUUCAACUGCGAAUCAUGGAAAAUUAUUGUCUCAUGGCAACCAAACAAAAGUCAAAUGUUGAACAAGCGCUGAACACUUUCACUGAAAUAGUCCUGGAUGAGAAGGAUCAUAUACCAGCACUUUUGGGAAUGGCCACGGCCUACAUGAUCUUGAAACAGACUCCACGAGCCAGAAAUCAGUUAAAACGGAUUUCCAAAAUGAACUGGAAUCUCAUUGAUGCAGAGGAGUUUGAAAAGAGUUGGCUUCUGCUUGCAGAUAUAUAUAUUCAAUCUGCAAAAUAUGAUAUGGCAGGUGAAUUAUUAAAACGGUGCCUUCGUCAUAACAGGUCAUGCUGCAAGGCUUAUGAAUACAUGGGAUAUAUAAUGGAAAAGGAACAAGCAUAUAAGGAUGCAGCAAUAAAUUAUGAGAUGGCCUGGAAAUAUGGAAACCAAACAAACCCAACAGUAGGAUACAAGCUGGCUUUCAAUUACCUUAAAGGGAAGAGAUAUGUUGAUGCAAUCCAUGUUUGUCAUAAGGUCCUUGGAGCACAUCCAAACUAUCCAAAGAUCAGAAAGGAAAUACUUGACAAGGCCCGUGCAUCACUAAGAACCUGAAUGAGUUUUUUUAUGACUCAUGGACUUUUGUUUAAUCAGACUUCGGAAGCUAUGAAAUUCUGCAGUGACAGAGACCGUAUCAGCACAAAAGUAUUGUGAAUAGGAUGAAUUUAAUUAUAUUAGAGAGAUCUGGAUUACUUUCAGGAGAAGUCUGAAAGAAAUUGUGGUUUUUUUCUCGUUUAGGAAAGAAUUCUAUUCCUAUGUGUGUUAUGUAAAGUGACAUCAUAAAAGAGUGUUGUCAGCAUUAUAAAAUUGUUUUAAAGCAUAUAUCUCAGUAUUUUGUUUUGUUUAUUUGAAAUAGCAUUCAAAAUAACAACCUGUCUUAUCUAGGGGAGAUACAUUGUUAAGAUGGUGGAUUUCAGUUUGUGUAAACCAUUACUCGAUAAUUACAGUGUAAUCUUUAUUCUACAGUGUAUUUCUAAGUUAUGGGGGCAUUUUUUCUACAUAUAAUAAAGUCAUGCUUUAUUUCUUUUUGAUCUUGAAAAAACAGAUAUGUGCAUUAUUCUCUGUGAAAUUUACAUUUUUAAUGAAAAUGUAAUAGUUAAAAUUAAAAUCCUAUGUAAAUAUUCAGUAAAGACUUUUAUAGAUCA